ACUCUGUUUCAGUUUGAGAGAGAGAGAGAGAGAGAGAAAGUGCAGCAGAAUACACGAACAUCACUUCUGCAAGGCAGAGAAGGGAAGAAGAGAAAGAACACGUUUGCAAAAGAAGAAAGUUUGCAAAUUUAACAACAGAGAAGAAGAUCUGUGUUUUUUUUUUCGUUUGAAGAGGAAAACACAUACCCUUCCUCUCUGAACCUGAAUUUGUAUCAUUGAUAGCUUUUUGUAAAGGAUUUAUCUUCUUUGAAGCAUAGAUCUUGAGAUAUGGAGACAGAGGAGAGGAACCAGAGAGCGUUUAAGGGUUCAGAGCCAGAGUUUUUCUUGCAGUGGGGGAAUAAGAAGCGGUUGAGAUGUGUGAGGGUGAAAGACCCUCGGAUUUCAGCAAGGCUUAACGGUGGAAUCCGAAGGAAGAUAGCUUCUGCAGUGGAUCAUCGUUCUGGACUCGCUCUUUCGGAGAAAGAAACUUCGCAUCUUCAUCAACAACCCAAUCGCCUCACAAGGAAUUCCGACGGGGCUAUUCUCCGGUCGGCGGCCGGGGAGAACAGGAAAUCGGCGUCGCCGGAGAAGGAAGACCGGUACUACAUAACGAGGGGUUCUGCGGAGGAGAACGGCAAAGUCUCCGCCGAUGUGAACAACGGAGAGGAAAGAGCUCUGGUGUGGCCAAAGCUUUACAUAACCCUCUCUAGCAAAGAGAAAGAGGAGGAUUUUCUUGCUAUGAAGGGUUGCAAGCUUCCUCAGAGACCCAAAAAGAGGGCUAAGAUAAUCCAAAGAAGCCUACUUUCGGUGAGUCCUGGCGCGUGGUUGACUGAUAUGUGCCAAGAGAGAUAUGAAGUUAGGGAGAAGAAAAGUAACAAGAAGAGGCCAAGAGGAUUGAAGGCCAUGGGGAGUAUAGAAAGUGAUUCUGAAUGAUGAUGAUGAUGUAAUAACAUUUGAAGCGGAUCCACAACCAUCACACGAGGGGGAACCAAGCUCUUUUCUGCUGAUACAUGAAAUGUUUUGAAGAUGAUGAUGAUAUUUGAGUUGAUGCUAUUCAAGUUUUUUAAGUUUAUGUUUCACAAGUCUGUAGGGAAAGGCGUAUAUGCCCCUUCAUGUUUUUGUAAACGAGUAAGAUCCGAUCCAAUACAUUUCAAUCAAUGAAAAUUAUUUUUCUCAGCUUAUGUCAUUCUUCAU
Molecule: messenger RNA, 1173 nt
Organism: Gastrolobium bilobum
Lineage: Eukaryota; Viridiplantae; Streptophyta; Magnoliopsida; Fabales; Fabaceae
Exons: 6
Coding region: 268-912 (214 amino acids)
Source: RefSeq, a predicted model, not a curated record